AUGUCUGCUUCGCCAACUCAGACAGCUGCUCCUUCCCAGAAGCGGCCUCUAGAGGACCCUUCGUCCCCAUCCGGCCCAACCGACCAGCCAGAAGCCAAGCGCCCGGCUCUUGAUAAGGUUGUCAAGGGCGAAGAAGCUGAGGGCAAUCAAGCUCCCGAGCCUGUCCCAGCGGCCGAUGAGGCGAACCAAGGUGACGGCGCAUUCGCCCCUCCCGCUGCUGAGAACGGAACAACGGAAAAUGUAACGGCGCCUGAUGCGACUGCUACGACUGAGCAGCUCGGCGCUGCGUCUACCCAAGACACCCAGCCUAUUCAAUCCACUACGGCCUCCGCCACUGGACAGGUAGCUGUUCCUCCUACUGCUACGCAAACUACGCAGGACGAAACCAAUUGGAUCCAUGUUCGUGCCGUCAUUUCCAGCGCCGAGGCUGCCACCGUCAUUGGUAAGGGCGGUGAAAAUGUAACUCAAAUUCGCCGCAUGUCUGGUGCCAAGUGCACCGUCAGCGACUACUCUCGAGGCGCCGUUGAGCGCAUUCUGACCGUCAGCGGUCCUGUAGACGCCGUUGCCAAGGCAUUCGGUCUUAUCAUUCGCACCCUGAACAACGAGGCCCUCGAGGCUCCUUCGACGCCCCAGUCAAAGACUUAUCCCCUGCGUUUGCUCAUCCCGCACAUUCUCAUUGGUUCCAUUAUUGGCAAGCAGGGUGUUCGCAUCCGAGAGAUUCAGGAAGCUUCUGGAGCUCGUCUGAAUGCUUCUGACUCUUGCCUUCCUCUCUCUACUGAGCGCUCGCUGGUUGUUCUUGGUGUCGCUGAUGCCGUUCACAUUGCUACAUACUAUGUAGCCAGCACCCUUGUUGAACAGCUUACUGAACGCUUUGGUGGCCCCGCCGCUUCUGCUUAUGCCACUCGCAGCGGUGGGCCUGCCGGUGUCGUCCCUGGUGGCAUGCAGGUUGUCCCCUAUGUCCCGCAACCUGCAGGCGGUCACUAUGGUCAUCCGGACACAUUCAAGCGUCAUGCAGGCCACGCUGCUGCUCGCACUCCUGCUAACGCGUAUGGUAUGCCCUACAUUCACGGCCAGGCUCCUCAGCAGGCUGCUGCUGCGCCUCUUCACUACGGCGGCUCUCCCCAGGUAGGCUACGCUGGUGCAGGCCCGCACCAGCCCCAUGCUGCUGCACACAUGGCUACGGCUGCUUCUGCUCACGCUGGACCUGCCGCUGCUGCUGCCGGCGGUGCCAACCCCAUGACAGGCAUGAUGCCUGGACAGCCGCUUACACAGCAAAUCUUCAUUCCCAACGAUAUGGUUGGUGCAAUCAUUGGCAAGGGUGGUGCCAAGAUUAAUGAGAUUCGACAAUUGAGUGGUAGUGUGAUUAAGAUCAAUGAGCCACAGGACAACAGCAAUGAGCGUCUGGUCACCAUUACUGGAACCCAGGAAUGCAACCAGAUGGCUCUUUAUAUGCUCUAUUCUAGGCUUGAAAGCGAAAAGCACCGCGUGUAA
Molecule: messenger RNA, 1491 nt
Organism: Xylona heveae TC161
Lineage: Eukaryota; Fungi; Ascomycota; Xylonomycetes; Xylonales; Xylonaceae
Product: KH domain RNA binding protein
Exons: 3
Coding region: 1-1491 (496 amino acids)
Biological process (GO): regulation of gene expression
Cellular component (GO): nucleus; cytoplasm
Molecular function (GO): mRNA binding
Source: RefSeq, a predicted model, not a curated record